GAAUGAUACCUUCAUUGAUGAUACCUUCUGUCCUCUAAACUCUUCCCUUCCAUUCCCAACCUUCCUAUUGUCUUUCUCUCAGUCUCUCACAAAUUUAAUGGGUGUUCAAAGAGCUGCUAUCUCACUCUAACUUAUAGCUUGAAGCUCAACCCCAAAAAAAAAAAGUGGAAAAUUGAUAAAUAAUUACACUGUUUGUCAAAGACAAAAUUUGUCGAUUAAAUCAAUGCACAUAAGGGAACAACACGCCUCACGGGUCAUCAGAAGUAUCGCUGAUUCUAGCUGAAUUUGGUGGUCAUCAACGGAAACAAUUCAUCUCAAGCUUUGCCUUGCCCAAUUGUUUCUUUUGCUUGGAAUCAUAUACUGCCAGUAAGAAAAACAGAACCAAAAGUGUAUAUGGCUGUUCAUUCUACUGUUUUAUGCUUCAAAUUCGUUUCCUUUCAUCCUCAAACUUCUGGGUCUUAUCGUUUCCCUGCUGCCGCCUCACGUUCCCGGGUCUCCUCUUUAGUAAAGGCUUCAGCUUUCUCUUCCCAAGUUCCGGUUACAUUGCCUCGGUUCAAGCUUCAAGGUAAAGCAUUGGCAGAUGGUAAUGGGAUGCCUGAAAAGGAUGAGUCCCCUCUUGUGGUUUGCUUUGGGGAGAUGCUGAUUGAUUUUGUCCCAACCACAAGUGGGCUGUCCUUAGCAGAAGCACCUGCAUUCAAAAAGGCUCCUGGUGGUGCUCCUGCUAAUGUUGCGGUUGGUAUUGCUCGCCUUGGUGGCUCCUCAGCUUUCAUUGGGAAGGUUGGGGAGGAUGAAUUUGGGUAUAUGCUUGCUGACAUUUUAAAGGAGAACAAUGUGAAUAGUGAAGGGAUGCGCUUUGAUCCCGGUGCUCGGACAGCCUUGGCUUUUGUAACUCUGAGAAAGGACGGGGAGCGUGAGUUCAUGUUCUACCGUAACCCCAGUGCUGAUAUGUUACUUCAAGAGACCGAGCUUGACUUUGACUUAAUUAGGAAGGCAAAGAUUUUUCAUUAUGGUUCAAUAAGCUUGAUUACUGAACCAUGCAAAUCGGCGCAUCUUGCUGCUGCAAAAGCUGCUAAAGAUGCUGGUGUGAUAUUGUCUUAUGAUCCGAAUCUGAGGCUUCCCCUGUGGCCAUCUGCAGAAAGCGCAAGAGAAGGAAUCUUAAGUAUAUGGGAAACUGCUGAUGUAAUCAAGAUAAGUGAGGAAGAGAUUACUUUCCUAACACAAGGAGAAGAUCCAUACGAUGAUUCGGUUGUUCGUAAACUGUAUCAUCCCAAUCUUAAAUUACUUCUCGUCACUGAAGGCUCUGAAGGUUGCAGGUAUUACACAAAGGAGUUCAGUGGACGAGUUAAAGGCCUAAAAGUAGAUGCCGUGGACACAACAGGCGCUGGAGAUGCUUUUGUAGCUGGACUUUUAGCACAACUAGCAGCUGAUGUAUCUCUCCUGCAGGAUGAGUCCCGACUUAGAGAUGCUCUCAAGUUCGCUAAUGCAUGUGGCGCCUUGACAGUCAUGGAAAGAGGCGCAAUCCCUGCUCUGCCAAACAGAGAAGCUGUUCAGGAUGCCCUUUUCAAAUUAGCAACAUAAGUUAUUUGUCAACAUUCUCUGCCGCCGUUUAACUACAUUCAUCAUUCGUACCUUCUGCUAAGGUUUCUUAAGGGUUGUCGCUGCAAAUAAGCUUACGAUCACCAUUGUAGUUAUCAUUUGAGAACACCUCCCAGUUACCAGAAAUGUUGUACAAGAGAAAAGAUAACGGAGGUGAUGGUCAUCUAAUAGUGUCCCAUUAUUUGGCACUUCCAUUCGAAACGUUGGAUACUAUUUGUAGUAGUAAUGAUGUAAGAUCCUUCUGCAUUCAUUUUGUACUUGGAGCGUUGCUAAAUGCUAAAUAAAUCUCUCUUUUGAGGAAAGACCAGUUCUUACUCUAUUUUUAAAUUGAAUAAUGAUUGGUACAAGAAAAAAAUGAUAAGAAAAUAUUACAAGG
This is a messenger RNA of Oldenlandia corymbosa var. corymbosa, 1972 nucleotides long. The record is from the annotation of a GenBank genome assembly. Lineage: Eukaryota; Viridiplantae; Streptophyta; Magnoliopsida; Gentianales; Rubiaceae.